GCGUUACCAAAAAUCAACUUUUCCCACCUACCUCUUCUUCAUUAUAUUAUCAUUAUCUCUAUUUUCAUCAUGUCAGUCUUUCAAUCAAUCGCUAUUGUAUUUACUGGCCGAAUCUAUAUACGGUAGAAUCGUAGUUAAUAGUGAAAAGCCCCAAAGUAUUUAGGGGAACCCUCACGCGCGCCUCCUACGAUGGAUCUACAGUUAUGAGGCAGUACACAUAGCACCGCAUCAAGUUCACUUCUAUUAAAAAUAUAGACAACCAACUCAUUCAUCAUGAUUCUCGAGCUCUCAGCUUUGCCAGUAUUCUGAAGUCACCUUUGGCGUAAUUUUGAAAUCAAAUAUCUUAUCUGGAGCUUCCCUAGUUCCUUGAUCCAUUUUCUUGCAAGACCAAAGCAGAGUCGUUGCCUCGCUUUCUUCCCACAAACUAUCUCGAUAUACUUGAUCUCUUCUCACAUAUUGCUUACAUUCCACAAUUCAAAGGCCUGCUAUCUACAUCCCUUGAUUUGGCGAUCAAAAAAAAGUCGAAUUCCACCGAGAACGAAGAGCCCAUUGAAAAGAAAGAAAAAGUUUCUAUUAAGCCCAAGGAGCCCAAAGAAAAAGUCCGAAUCGAUCCAGUCCAAUAGAAGUUCAAGGAGAUUGUAGUAUGGGCUAUGUAUGAUGAUAUCGCGGUCGGUGAUCUUGCUCGAUCAAAUCUGAAGGGGUACAACGGAUUGAGCUCUGCGACACAGACUUUGCAAUUACGAGUUGAAGAAUCAAGCAUUCUUUCAAGUCUUGUUUUUCAUCAAAAUGUCGAAAUCUCGAAGAACCCGAGUAUUUCUGGUUUCACUCUGCAUACAUCAAUUCCGAUGACGGCAAUUAGAGACUACAAACUCAGAGUCGCAUUCGUGGAGAAAACGUCCGAAUCAAUGGCUAAGUCUGUACCAAAUGACUGGCAUCACAAAGGCUACGGCAUUGUUACAUUCAAGGCUGAUUAUGUUCAUCUGAGCGCGUUCGAAGAUGAAAUCCCUGUAACUCUGGUUCCAGAUGCUGCAGAAGAGCUCAAGACUUAUGUGAGACGCGUUCAAUCAGCUACCAACGCACCUCCCCACUACUUCGAGUUCAUUGUCAACUCCAAGCAUGCUGAGCACAUGUACUUUCUCAAGCAAACACAUGUUGCGUGGGAGAGAGACAACGAGUCAAAUCCAUAUCAAAAAUGGAUCAUAGACAGUCCUGAACAACAUCAAUUGGGACUUGAAAAUCUGCUUGCUCCUGGUGACCGACCACCGUUCACAAAAGCCGGCUUGAUUCUGUCAACAGCUGAUUUCUGGCAAUCAAAGCUUCAAUACCAGGUGCAUUUGACCUAUGCGCACACUAUCGAGAAUGCAUUCGAGAUGGAAAACGUGGCAGCUUGGCAGAGAGCAAUCCUCCAUGCAUCGAUCACUGAGGUACCCGGCUCUCGCAAUCUCAAAGAUAACGAGAACGGUAAUGACUUGCCGAAGUUAUACGCGUUGACAAUGACAAAUCAGAGCAUGGAAGUUGAUAUUGCAAGCAUUGGUGAGAUAGACAAUAUCACACUUCUAGAUUUUGUCCCACCACCAUGUCCUGAAGCCGACAUUGAAGUUGCUGACAAAUCUGAUGGUGAGGAUACUGAAUCUGAAGAUGACGGUGACGAUCACUUCAAGCCUAGCAGAUCCACCAAACAACAUCGUGCUGACAAUAAAGAGAAGCUUGAAGAAAUGGCAGAAGAGCAAGCAAGAGUAUGGCGUGGACAAGUCGUCUCGGUUUUCGAUGGGUUGGUUGAGAUCGUCAUCACUAGACCUUCCGAUCCUAGAUGGAAAGGUUCAAAGAACCUCAAGCCCCGUGUUAACACUCAAAUCCCAACACACUUUCAUCGUUUCAGAUACAAUUCACGUUACAAGGAAGAACUUGAUGUUGCAGCCAAGCAUCGAGUAAAGACGGUACCACAGCUAUCGUCCAGGGUUUACAAGGACUUGAUCAACGGCAUUCAAGCAUUCUCUACAGUGGAGCACACACCUGAACAAACCAGCAAUACAGACGCCACGCCACCCACGCUACCCUACACUCACUUCUCCCUCUCCCUCUCCCAACUUCCCCCUCAACUCCUCAUCUAGACGAUAUAACUUAUAAGGUACUAACUACCUAGUAGGUCCUUAUAUUUCCUUCGCUGCUCGCACCAAAUCAAAUCAAACCAAACCAAACCUUUCUAAUUUCACUGAAAAUUCACAUUUGCAUAGCUUCCUUCACCUCAGAAUAUCAAAUCCCAAACCCAAACCCAAACCCAAACUCAAAUCAUAUCUCCAUCUCCAUCUCCAUCUC
Molecule: messenger RNA, 2316 nt
Organism: Botrytis porri
Lineage: Eukaryota; Fungi; Ascomycota; Leotiomycetes; Helotiales; Sclerotiniaceae
Exons: 5
Coding region: 651-2111 (486 amino acids)
Source: RefSeq, a predicted model, not a curated record